AUGAGCCCUGAGAAUGGAGACGAGAGAGAUAAGAUCAGCGAAUUAUCGUCACCGAGUGAAUUGGUCGAGAAAGCUAAGACAGAAGAGUCGAAAGAUCUUGCAGUGACUUUCCUUGCAUCCCCCGUAGAUCGCUAUGGCUUUCUCGUCACUGAUAAGCGAUUUCAUGAUAGUCAUCACAUUUACAAGCAUGCAGUUUGGUUAGAGAAUCGUCGUACACAGAAGUGGCUUAAAAUGAUCGGUAAACAGCUUGAAGACUGGGAAAUCUGCCGAUUUCGGCAUGCUGCUAUUUUAAAGAAACGAAUUCGUAAAGGAAUUCCAGAAGCUUUGCGUGGUCGUGUGUGGAGUUAUCUUGCUGGAUCUUCACAAAUGUUAUCUAAUAAUUCAGGCAUUUACCAUCAAUUAGUCCAAACGAUUGGGGUACCUUGCGAAGAAACUAUUGCGCGGGAUAUUGGACGUACUUUUCCAAAACACACACUUUUUCGUGAUCGUUCUUCAUUAGGUCAAUGUGCAUUGAUGAAUAUGCUUAAAGCAUAUUCAUUACACGAUCCAGAAGUUGGGUAUUGUCAAGGAAUGGGAUUUAUUUCAGCUAUGUUUCUUUGUUAUAUGCCAGAACAACAAGCUUUUUGGUUGCUUGUAGCAUGUUUGAAUCAUAAACGGUAUGGACUCGCCGAUCUCUAUCGUCCGCGUAUGCCCAAAGUAUUAGAGGUGACUUAUGUCUUUCAAGGACUUUUGAAACAACAAAUGCCACAUCUUUCAACUCAUCUUGAGAACGAAGGCUUACAUCCGACUAUGUAUCUCACUCAAUGGUUUCUUACUUUAUUUACAUACAAUUUUCCUUUUGACCUGGUUACACGAGUCUGGGAUGCUUUUCUACACGAAGGAUGGAAAGUCAUUUAUCGCGUUGCUCUAGCACUUAUGAAGAUCUCUCAAAAGAUUUUGAUGAAUUCCAAGUUUGAAAGUAUCAUGGAAUAUUUUCGCGAUCUCCCCAAUAAGGUGGACACUGAUGACGUCUUGGCUAUAGCAUAUCGAAUGCCGAUCAAACGAGCUCAAAUUUCUCAAUUAAUGGAUGAAUAUUUCAGCUCAUGUGAAGCUUCAUAA
Molecule: messenger RNA, 1098 nt
Organism: Plasmopara halstedii
Lineage: Eukaryota; Oomycota; Peronosporomycetes; Peronosporales; Peronosporaceae
Product: plant adhesion molecule 1
Exons: 4
Coding region: 1-1098 (365 amino acids)
Source: RefSeq, a predicted model, not a curated record